GUGAGGUUUUAGAAAUAGAGUUGUAAAUAAGUGCAGGCAUGAGCGUCAUUGAGCGGAAUUUGUCCACCCGGAGACGCAGAGACACGUUUCCAUCCAUCCGUGCGGCUGGAAAGCUCAUUCCAGUAGGUGACAGAACUAAGUCUUGUCUACAAGAAAUUACACCAAGGACUGUGACUCCACCAAUGGUUAGGAAGUUUGUGCGUUCUUUGCGGCCUCCUGUUGGGUCAGUUCGGGUCUUUCAUGGAAAAGCAAAUGACCCUGACAUCGCCAGAACUCUAGUCCAUGGUGUGAACACUCUAUCAUCCAUUAAUGCUGGCUCAAUAGUCAACCCUGCACCAAAAACACGCUUCCAGGAGAGGCUGCAACAACUACAAGAAAUCAGUCAUAGCACCAAUCAGAAAGCUCCUCUCGGGAGGUCACAAGUUCAAGGCCCCGGUUUACCAAGCUGGCUUAACCCAGAGAAAACUACUUUUGGUGUCACAACACUCUGUUUUUCUAAUGGAGGUGAAGUCAUCAAUCCACCCAAAACUGCAGAUGAGGUGAAGAAAGAAGCGGGCGAGGGACAUCAGCUCUACAUUCGCUCACACGGCUCCUAUUUUGUAGGAGAGCAUGUAGACAGGAAGUACAAUUGGAGUCACUAUGGAAGAGAAAGUAGGUUUGGUGUUUCUACGCCUCAUUAUAAUGAUGGGAGAAACAUCUCCAAAUGUCUCCACUGGCCCUGUGACUCACUAAUGCACAACAGCGCAAAAUUAGCUCCGGAACGCUGCGACGACUUGAGAGAGAAGACCCAGUCACAAAUAGGCAAAGUUCAUGAUCCAAUUGCGGAGACAUUAAACGUUCCCAGUGAUCACACAUUUGGAGUCUUGAUGAAACCUGACAGCUUUGGCGCUGUUGACCUCCUCUAUCAAACUCCACCUGGCGAAUAUCUGAAAGGUAAAGAGCGACAGCGGGCACUGGUUAGCGCCGUCCGCCAGCACCUCAAGAAGUCCAACUACCAGAAAUUCAGCUCAUUGCUGGAAGCGUUCAGAUACUAUGACAAGAAAGGUCUAGGCAAGAUCGAUAAGGAGGAUCUCAGAGAAGCAUGCCACCAGUUUAACAUGAUCAUCAGUGACCCACUGCUGGAUGAGCUCAUAGAUUACUGUGAUGUUCAUAAAGACGGACUCAUCGACUUUGUGGAGUUUUCCAAUUUUCUCAACUGGAAAGACAAAAUGCCGAUCAACAGGAUGGAGCAGAAUAUUCUUACUGGAGGGCGUGUGGCUUGGACAGCUCCAGCCAACAUGCAACGAACACACCUGCAGGAAUCCAGCACUGUGGAGCCUCUGGUUAAACCUGAAGAUCUGGAGCCUGUUGAAGAGGGAAGCACCAAAAAGACCCCUAUAACUCUAUCCAGACCGAGAACUGUGCAGAACAAGUUCAUUACGUCUAAUUCUCUCAUCAACGCUGUUGUCGGUGGUCUUUCUACCUCCAAUUAUCACACAUAUGGAGUGCCAUCAAUACGGGCUGAUCUUCCUGCUCCUCGUAUCAAAAGCAUCAGCGACAGGACAAACUAUGGAGACCAAGCAACGGCUCGUGAUCUGCUGCAUCCUCCUCUACAUUCCCUCUACGGAGUCCAUGAACAAGAGUUUUUCAGUCCUCGCACCAAAGGGGAGAUUGCUCAGAUUUUCCAGAAAGUGGGUCUGAACAUUGCUCAGGAGAUGUUUGAAGAGGCCUGGAAGCUGGCGUCUAUGAGAGAUCCUGAUGGUGAUGUAUGUGUGGAAAGCUUUCGAAAGGUUCUUGGUGAAUUGCAGGCUAAUUAA
Molecule: messenger RNA, 1796 nt
Organism: Danio aesculapii
Lineage: Eukaryota; Metazoa; Chordata; Actinopteri; Cypriniformes; Danionidae
Gene: efhb
Product: EF-hand domain family, member B
Exons: 13
Coding region: 39-1796 (585 amino acids)
Molecular function (GO): calcium ion binding
Source: RefSeq, a predicted model, not a curated record